Messenger RNA from Funneliformis geosporum, 2103 nucleotides. NCBI's taxonomy places the organism in Eukaryota, Fungi, Glomeromycota, Glomeromycetes, Glomerales, Glomeraceae. The record is from the annotation of a GenBank genome assembly.
AUGUCACCAGUAGCUAGGGACGGUACUGCGGUCUCGGAAAAUCAGUUAUUAAAUAAUUUGGAUUGGUCUUGCCGAAUCAAAGAAAUCUGGAAUUUCCAGUUUCGCGAUAAUCCCCAUGACCAAAAAGCAGCAAAAAAAAUACAAACCUGGUUUCGCGAGACUCAAGAGCGACGAAAAAGGAGUGUUCGCGACCCAAUUUUGGAAAAGAUUUACAAUGAAAUAAGCAAUUUCUGCCAGGAGUUUGCCGUAAAACAGAAGGGUGAAAUAGCGGUACGCAAGUAUAAUUUACUCUUGAGAGGUUCGACGGUUGACACAAUCGUUGAAUUGAUCAAAUUACAGAGCAUUAUGGAUAAAAACAAUAAUUAUUUGGGAAAAUUGAAAAAAAGAGGAUAUGAUCUUGAAAAAUGUGUGGAGCUAGAGGAAGAACUAAAGUAUGUCCAACAAGAAGUUGAUCAGCUACUAGAUUCAUUAUCUAUUACCGAAAACAUGGAAAAACAUGAGGAAGCAGAUGUUGAAUGGUUGGAAAACGAAUUGCAACAGGCAACGAGUGUCAUCGACAGGGUUCUGGAAUGGAUAGAGGAAUAUGAAUCAUUGAAUAGCUUAGCCAUAUUUUGUCCAAGUGAACAAUACGGUUGUGCCUGGCCUCAACUUCGAGCAAAAUCCAAGAGAGAAAAAGAAAUGAAAUCCGCUCCCAAAUACAGUAUAGCAUUCACACUCGCCACGUUGUUAUUGCUGUCCGCUGCGCCAUAUUUGUCGCUGGCAAGAACUGCUGCAGAAUGGAGAACUCGAACCAUUUAUCAAUUAUUAACAGAUAGAUUUGCUCAAACACCAGGUCAAGAAAAUCCUCAACUAUGCUCUAAUAAUGAAAAUGAAUAUGAAAUUAGACAUUAUUGUGGUGGAACUUUUUCGGGAAUUAUUAACAAGCUCGAUUACAUUAAAGAUUUGGGUUUUGAUGCGUUUUGGAUUAGUCCGGUUGUAAAACAAGUUGAGGGUGAAACGAGAUAUGGUGUUGGAUGGCACGGAUAUUGGGCCCAAGACCUUUAUCAAAUUAAUCCACACUUUGGUACGGCUGAUGAGCUCAAGAAACUCAUUAAAGCUGCUCACGAGAAAGACAUUUGGGUUAUGAUUGACGUAGUGCCAAAUCAUAUGGGUCCACAGGAUGGAAAAACUCCGUGGACCGAAGAAUAUGUUAAAAUAUAUAAUCCAUUUAAUAAAAUUGAAAAUUUUCACUAUUAUUGUGACAUUAAUAAUCCUGGGGAUCAAGGAAAUGUUGAAUAUUGUAGUCUUGGUGGUGAUUUGCCAUUGCCCGAUCUUGACACGGAAAAUCCCGUAGUGGCCUCUGAAUUAAACAAAUGGAUCAAUUGGUUGGUCAAAGAAUUCGGUUUCGAUGGUAUACGUAUCGAUACAGCGAAGCACGUUCGGCAUAGUUUUUGGGAUGCGUUCACUCAAAGUAGUGGAGUAUUUUCAAUCGGUGAAGUAGCGGAUUCUAAUGCAGGAUUUGUAGGAUCUUAUCAAGGGCAUAUGGAUAGAAAUUUUAUUGAUGGUCAUGAUCAACCGAGAUUUAACCAUUUAACUCAAGAUAAAGUUUUGGUUCGUAACGCGUUGACCUUUAUCAUGUUAAUAGAUGGUAUUCCGAUUAUAUAUCAAGGAACCGAACAAGAAUUUACAGGACGUUCAACGGGAAGUGAUCCGUUUAAUCGUGAAGCGCUCUGGCCAUCUUCUUAUUCGCAAUCGUCUCCCUCGUACAAAUUCAUCGCUACUCUCAAUUCAUUCCGUAAAGCUUUACCUGGAACAUUCUUCUCUUCAUUAUCUAUCGAAGCUUGGAUAGAUGAACAUAUUUAUGCAUUUAUUAAAGGCAAGGCAUUAAUCAUCACCUCUAAUUAUGGUGGAAAUAAUCCAAAUAGAGAUUUAGUUAUACAAGGAAACGGAAGAUGGCCUGUUGGUGAUGUUUUAGUUAAUAUUGUAAGAUGUGAAGAAAAGAUUACUAUUGAUGAAUCUCAUAAUGUCCCGGUUCGAAUUAAUGGUGAACCAAAAGUACUUUAUCCCGAGAAAGACUUGAAAGGUCUUGGCAUUUGCAAAAAUGCCGAUUUGAAGAUCACAUGA